AGAGAAGAGACAAGCGUGUUUUUCGUCCAAUCCGCGGUCAAACAGGCAACAUCUGUGCUUAGCAAGCGGACAAUACAGAAGACUGCAUCUGUGCUUGACUUUAAAGGAGUUAAAACCAUCGAGGACUAUAUUGCUAGAAAGGAGGUGAGGAGAGGGGAAGCGGCGAGGAACUUCCUCUUCCUGAUCACUAAUCGGAGGAAGAUGGGGUGUGGGGAUGAUUUUGUGCUCUUUCCGGAUUGAAGCAGCAGCUGGAAGUGGUGUUUCUUCAUUCUUCCAGAGCUGAGCAAAUACAAUCCCUGCUGCUGUUACUACAUGCAAUGAUGCUGUUUGGAACAAGAAGAGCAGUUUUGGUAAACUCUUCAUUUUCACAGUAGCUAUUCUUCCUAACACUGAUAGUUAAAAGAGGAUGGGAAGAAGAGCACUCUGGACAGCUAAGAAUAACAAGCAACAUUGAAAAGGAAAUCAAACAGAGUCAGAAAUCAAAGUAUUUUCCAUUUCCUUCAGAAAACCACACAAUUGUCCUCCUCCUCCAGCAGCUCUUAGAAAAAAAGAGAGAAAAUCAAGAAAGAUUUCAAACUGGAAUAAGUAGAUUAUUCAGAACUCAACGAUUCAUUACAUGAAAAGUGAAGGGAAAUUAUUUUUCAUUCAGUAAAAGAGAGAAAUAUCUGGAAGUAAGUUGGAGGAAAAGGUGAGUAGGAAAGUCAGGUAGAGCAGAGAGCCAUGCAGGCCUCGCCCUGUGAGGAAGAAAACGGAUUGAAUGAAAGCACCACUAAACAAGGGAUUGUCCGUAUUUUUUACUUCCUCAAGAAUAUCAGCUGUGGAAAAGCUCCGUGCUUAUGUUUAUUGUUGGAAAACCACAGAUUGCAAAUCACAACUGAUUAUGCACAAGAGGAGCAAUACAACAGAAAAGCCAUACAAAUCAUCUGAUUCUGGCAAAACCUUUAGUUUAAUGAAGGACCCACAGAAGAGGAAAGCCAUAAAAGCACUCCUAGUGCAGUAAAUGCUUUAGUGAGCAUGGCAGCGUGGUGAUACAUCAGAAGAUUCACAGCAGGGAGAAAACGUAUGACUGUACUGAUUGUGUGAAAGUUUCAUUAGAAAUUCCCAUGUCAUGAGACACCAUAGGACUUGCAGAGGAGAGAAACCCUUUGAAUGUCCUCAUUGUGGAAAAUGUUUCAGUAAGAAUUCCAACCUGGUGACACACCAGAGGACUCACUCAGGAGAGAAACCCUUUGAAUGUCCUAUCUGUGGGAAAAGUUUCAGUCACAAGUCCAACCUGGUGAUACAUCAGAGGACUCACACAGGAGAGAAACCCUUUGAAUGUCUUGAUUGUGGGAAAAGUUUUAGUGAGAAUUCCAGCCUUGUGAAACACCAGCGGACUCACACGGGAGAGAAACCCUUUGAAUGUCUUGAUUGUGGGAAACGUUUCAGUGAGAAUUCCUGCCUUGUGAAACACCAGAGGACUCACACAGGAGAGAAUCUCUUUGAAUGUCCUGAUUGUGGGAAAAGUUUCACUAUCAAUUCCAACCUGAUGAUACACCAGAGGACUCAUUCAGGAGAGAAACCCUUUGAAUGUCCUCAUUGUGGGAAAGGUUUCAGUGACAAGUCCAACCUGGUGAUACACCAGAGGACUCACACAGGAGAGAAACCCUUUGAAUGUCCUAUCUGUGGAAAAAGUUUCAGUCACAAGUCCAACCUUGUGAUACACCAGAGGACUCACACAGGAGAGAAACCCUUUGAAUGUCUUAAUUGUGGGAAAAGUUUCAGUCAGAAUUUCAGCCUUGUGAAACACCUGAGGAUUCACACAGGAGAGAAACCUUUUGAAUGUCCUGAUUGUGGGAAAACUUUCAGUGAGAAUUCCAGCCUUGUGAGACACCAGAGGACUCACACAGGAGAGAAACCCUUUGAAUGUCCUGAUUGUGGGAAAAGAUUCAGUCACAAUUGCAGCCUUGUGAAACACCAGAUGACUCACACAGGAGAGAAACCCUUUGAAUGUCCUGAUUGUGGGAAAAGAUUCAGUCAGAAUUCCAGCCUUGUGAAACACCAGAGGAUUCACACAGGAGAGAAACCCUUUGAAUGUCCUGAUUGUGGGAAAAGUUUCAAUCACAAAUCCAGCCUGGUGACACACCAGACGACUCACACAGGAGAGAAAUAUUUUGAAUGUUCUAUCUGUGGGAAAAGUUUCAGUGGGAAUUCCCACCUGGUGAUACACCAGAGGACUCACACAGGAGAGAAACCCUUUGAAUGUCCUGAUUGUGGAAAACGUUUCAGUGAGAAUUCCAGCCUUGUGGCACACCGGAGGAUCCACACAGGAGAGAAACCUUUUGAAUGUCCUAUCUGUGGAAAAAGUUUCAAUCACAAAUCCAGCCUGGUGACGCACCAGAGGACUCACACAGGAGAGAAACCCUUUGAAUGUCCUGAUUGUGGGAAAGGUUUCAUUGAGAAUUCUAGCCUUGUGAAACACCAGAGGACUCAUGCGGGGAGAAGUCUUUCAAAUGUCCAGUCUGUGGACAUUCCUUCACUCAUAAAUCAUCCCUUAUUGCACACGAGGAAAUCCACAUGAGGCAAAAGUUGAAGAAUUUAGAAAAGGCUUGAAAUUCAUUUGUGAUCUCCCAAUGAAACUGUAUGUGAGAAAUUGACUA
Crotalus tigris (Tiger rattlesnake) is the source of this 2639-nucleotide messenger RNA. RefSeq names its product zinc finger protein 84-like. Lineage: Eukaryota; Metazoa; Chordata; Lepidosauria; Squamata; Viperidae. The transcript is spliced from 4 exons. Bases 1109 to 2560 code for a protein of 483 amino acids. The record is from RefSeq and is a predicted model, not a curated record.